AGUUUUCUAUUUAAAUAAUAUUUUUAACAUGACUGAAAAAUGUUGAACGCAUCAGAAGUGACCAAAUCGUGAAUUUUAACUUGUUCGUCAGCCAGAAGUUUCCGUUUCUCUUUAGUUUCUUCAUCGCGAUUUUUGCUACUUGGCUCCAAAAUCCCUCCUUUUUCUUCUUUCUCACUUGCAUCAUUAGCUCACGAUUUCGAGUAUCGAUUCAACCAUUUUGAUCUUCAAUCUAUCUUAGGGUUUCUCCUUAAUUCUUCUCUCGGAUUUUAGCUCUUCUCGACUAUUACUCACCUCUCUCAUGGCGAUGAGAGGUGUCGAUUUCAAGUGGUACGAUGGGUUCUUCUUGUCGAUGCUUGCGACUAGUGUGUAUCCUUAUGCUACUUGGAUUCUGUCAAAUUUGUUUUUUUUCUUUUUCGGUUUUGUUCUUGUUUGGAUCGAGCUGAGAAUUCUCAUUCUUAAAGCUAAUUCUCCACCAUUCGAUAUAAGAUUUGAUGAUCGAGAUACAGUUGGUUAAUCAGAAGAAAAAAGUUUAUUUCUUUGAAGAUCCGAUUGAUUAGUUUUGGUUCUUGUGGGAUAGGUGAACUGGAUUUUGUUUUAUUAGGGUUUAAGGUGAUCUAGAUAACCUCUCCAUUUCGUUUCCUUAAUGGUUAUUUUGCGUCGUAGAAUCAUUGUAGCUGUCAACUGGAACAGAUAUCGAGCUUGUGAAUACCCGUUGCAUAUAUGGAUUGUGGUAGCUGCCUCAGUUCUAUUCUUUUUGUUGCUCUUUCUUAUUAUCAGUUUCAGUUUCAUUUGUGUUUGUCUCCUAUGACUUCAGGUCGAUUACACCACCGUCUUUAUCUUCCGUGUCUUCAUGUUUGUUGACAAUGGUCUUGCUUCUGGACUUGGCUUGGAUUUUGGAAGUCAACAGCGGAACGCCAUGUUUUGUGGGAGAGUGGUUGUCCUGUCUGUCCUAUCUCUGCUGCUGUAUCCAUUUCUGUGGGCUUGGACUGUAAUUGGUACACAAUGGUUUACAAAGUCGAAAACUUGUUUACCUGAAGAAGGCCAGAAAUGGGGCUUUCUUAUUUGGUUGAUGUUUAGCUACUGUGGCCUCCUCUGCAUUGCUUUCAUCUGUGUCGGAAAGUGGUUGACACGAAGACAGGUACACUUAUUACGUGCUCAGCAGGGAAUUCCGAUUUCAGAGUUCGGGAUUUUAGUUGACAUGAUUAGGGUACCUGACUGGGCAUUCGAAGCCGCAGGCCAAGAGAUGAGAGGCAUAAGUCAAGAUGCUGCUACAUAUCAUCCUGGACUUUACUUGACUCCAGCCCAGACAGAAGCUGUUGAGGCACUCAUUCAAGAACUUCCUAAGUUCAGGUUAAAAGCUGUGCCAGAUGACUGCGGUGAAUGCUUAAUCUGCUUAGAGGAGUUCCAUAUCGGCCAUGAGGUUAGAGGUUUACCUUGCGCCCAUAAUUUCCAUGUGGAGUGCAUAGACCAGUGGCUGCGUUUAAACGUGAAAUGUCCCCGUUGCCGGUGCUCGGUUUUCCCAGACCUCGAUCUCAGUGCAUUAUCCAACCUCCAGAGCUCAGGAACCGAACAACAUUCACAAGUAAACACAGAAACAUCAGAAGCUCGGUACAUAAGAAGCCAACCUCAGAGCGAGAGCUACUUCUUGAGAGUUCAAUCCUUAAUUCACCCAGUCCACACAGAUACCGCUCUGGAGACUGCAGAGAACGGCGGGGUUCCUCCUGUCUUGACCGAUCUAUCUCCAUCUCGGAGAUGAGAGAAAGAAAUGAGCCUAUGGAAAUUUUUACUCAGUACUAACUCUCGACUGAUUUGCCAACCCACUCUCUUAAAAAGUUUUCAGCUUAAACAGUCUUGGAAUGUAAAUAAAUUGGGGUUUAAAGAAGAGAAAAACCAAUCUUGGGUUUACAUUUGGUAAGAGUGGAGUAUUAUUGAUCAUGUUCAAACUCUUUAAUGAUACACAUUGUUCAGGUUACUUAGUUAUGGUUAACCAGUUUUCUAUUUUAUAUACCCAAACCAUACGAAUAAAA
Arabidopsis thaliana (thale cress) is the source of this 2027-nucleotide messenger RNA. RefSeq names its product SUGAR-INSENSITIVE 3 (gene SIS3). The record is from RefSeq and is marked reviewed. NCBI's taxonomy places the organism in Eukaryota, Viridiplantae, Streptophyta, Magnoliopsida, Brassicales, Brassicaceae. Gene Ontology annotation, molecular function: ubiquitin protein ligase activity; ubiquitin-protein transferase activity. The transcript has 8 exons. Gene Ontology annotation, biological process: sugar mediated signaling pathway; protein ubiquitination. Bases 851 to 1756 code for a protein of 301 amino acids. Gene Ontology annotation, cellular component: membrane.